Lemur catta (Ring-tailed lemur) is the source of this 7119-nucleotide messenger RNA. It is a transcript of the gene ZKSCAN8, whose product is annotated as zinc finger with KRAB and SCAN domains 8. Gene Ontology annotation, biological process: negative regulation of transcription by RNA polymerase II. Lineage: Eukaryota; Metazoa; Chordata; Mammalia; Primates; Lemuridae. The record is from RefSeq and is a predicted model, not a curated record. Gene Ontology annotation, molecular function: DNA-binding transcription repressor activity, RNA polymerase II-specific. The coding region runs from base 431 to 2185 and encodes 584 amino acids. The transcript has 6 exons.
UCCCAGCCCCGGCCUCCGCACGCCCGCAGAUCUGCCCCCAGGGGACCGUUACCCUUGCCGGCGAACGUGCGUUAGCCAGACGGGCUCGAGAGGCGGAGGGGACAUCAACGUCCGUUAUUUCCCAGGACAUUCACUGUCCCCAGCAGCAGCACAACCCUGCAAAACGCAGAUGCGGGAGAGAAACCCAAGGCACAGCGUACUGUGGAUGAGGAGCGUAUUGGCCCGGUCCCCUCCAUCGACAAACCAUAGAGCUUUCAGACCUCCAGGAUUCCUAGAGAGCUUCCGGAAGUGCCUUUGCAGCAGGAUGCGUGCUGGCCGGCGUUGUGCCUCCGCAGAAGUACCCUUAGAAAAGAGGCUCUCAGAAGGUUCAUCUGUUAAGAAGAUAAAGAAGGUAGUGGACGCAGAGCCUCCUGAGCUUUUCAGGCCCUAAAUGGCUGAAGAAUUAAGAAAGCUUUCAGCCUCAUCUCCACCAAAUCACGCUCCUGAAGAGGACCUUGUAAUUGUCAAGGUAGAGGAGGAUCAUGGUUGGGACCAGGAAUCUAGUCUGCAUGAAAGUAACCCUCCUGGCCAAGAACUGUUCCGCCUGCGCUUCAGGCAGUUAUGUUACCAGGAGACACUAGGACCCCGAGAAGCUCUGAUCCAACUCCGGGCACUUUGCCAUCAGUGGCUGAGGCCAGAUUUGAACACCAAGGAGCAGAUCCUGGAGCUGCUGGUGCUGGAGCAGUUCUUGACCAUCCUACCUGAGGAGCUCCAGACUCUGGUUAAGGAACAUCAGCUAGAGAACGGAGAGGAGGUGGUGACUCUGUUAGAGGAUUUGGAAAGGCAGAUUGAUAUACUGGGACGACCAAUCCCAGCUCGUGUACAUGGACAUAGGGUACUCUGGGAGGAAGUGAUAGAUUCAGAAUCUGCACCAGAGGUUCCAAGUACUCAGCGCCAACCUGCAGCAAUCCAGCAUAAAUCUCCAGUGUCCCAAGAGCCACAAGAGAGAGCCUUAUCUGCUUCUCAGAGUCCUACCCCUUCCCAGAAAGGAAGUUCUGGAGACCAGGAAAUGACAGCUACACUUCUAACAGCAGGGUUCCAGACUUUGGAGAAGAUUGAAGACAUGGCUGUGUCCCUUAUUCGAGAGGAGUGGCUUCUUGAUCCAUCACAGAAGGAUCUGAGUAGAGCUAACAAGCCAGAGAAUUACAGAAACAUGUUCUCCCUGGGUGGUGAGACCAGGAAUGAGAACAGGGAAUUAGCUUCAAAACAGGUAAUAUCUACUGGAAUCCAACCACAUGGAGAGACAGCUGCCAAAUGCAACGGGGAUGUUAUCAGGGGUCUUGAGCAUGGAGAAGUCCGAGACCUUCUGGGCAGAUUAGAGAGGCAGCGGGGAAAUCCUACACAAGAGAGACGACAUAAAUGUGAUGAAUGUGGGAAAAGCUUUGCUCAGAGCUCAGGCCUUGUUCGCCACUGGAGAAUCCACACUGGGGAGAAACCCUAUCAGUGUAAUGUGUGUGGUAAAGCCUUCAGUUACAGGUCAGCCCUUCUUUCCCAUCAGGAUAUUCACAACAAAGUAAAACGCUAUCACUGUAAGGAGUGUGGUAAAGCCUUCAGUCAAAACACAGGCCUGAUCUUGCACCAGAGAAUCCACACUGGGGAGAAGCCAUAUCAGUGCAAUCAGUGUGGGAAGGCUUUCAGUCAGAGUGCGGGCCUUAUUCUGCACCAGAGAAUCCACAGUGGGGAGAGGCCCUAUGAAUGUAAUGAGUGUGGGAAAGCUUUCAGUCAUAGCUCACACCUCAUUGGACAUCAGAGAAUCCACACUGGGGAGAAGCCCUAUGAGUGUGAUGAGUGUGGGAAAACCUUCAGGCGGAGCUCACAUCUUAUUGGCCAUCAGAGAAGCCACACUGGGGAGAAACCCUACAAAUGCAAUGAGUGUGGGAGGGCUUUCAGUCAGAAAUCAGGCCUUAUUGAACAUCAGAGAAUCCACACUGGAGAAAGACCCUAUAAAUGUAAAGAAUGUGGGAAAGCUUUCAAUGGGAACACUGGUCUCAUUCAACAUCUGAGAAUCCACACAGGGGAGAAACCCUAUCAAUGUAAUGAGUGUGGGAAAGCCUUUAUUCAGAGGUCAAGUCUCAUUCGACAUCAGAGAAUCCACAGUGGUGAAAAAUCUGAAUCCAUAGGAGUUUAUGAAAAGCUUCAGUCAUAGUUUGAGCAUUAUUCAGCAUUAGAGGGUGAGAGGUCUUUAGUAAAAAGGCAGAAAGUUUAUCAUCGUUGCAACUUUAGUGUCAGAAUCUAUAGUGGUGGCAAAGUUAGAAUAGCUCUUCAGUAGUUUGGGCCCAGUGCCUUGAUGCACGUUGAUUAGCUUGACUGUUGUUGGAGGUAUCUAGUGGAGUGGUGCUCCUGAUGGCCUAAUGUAUCCUUUAGAAAUUUAACAUAGCAUUAGAGCAAGUUGCUUGUCAUGACUUGAGGCACUUAACUUUGUCUUUUGGGUGAGUAGCUAUAGGUUUGAAAGGCUGCUACUCCUAGUUCCUCUGUUUCCUCUCAUGUCCUGUAAAGCCCUUCUCCCAUUUAUUCUCCUGGGGGUGUCCUUGUACUCCCAAUAUGAUCUAAGAAGCUGCUCUAGAGUCCAAAGCAGCCUCUAGGUGAAACUUAUAUUUAGCUUUCUAAGAUCCUAGUUCUAGGAACAUUUUUAUAGACACUUAAUGUAUUUAUGCUUAAGUGUGCAUUUUUUAAUUCUAAUGUUCCUUCAAGUCAGUGGAAAUCCAUAUUCCCAUGCAAACUCAGAAUGCUAUAUUUUUAACAGCACUCGAGCAUUUUUCUUCAUAUAUCUCCUUCACUGACUCCACUCAGUCACUGAGCAUCUGUAUGUAUCCUUCAUGGUCCCCAGUCCCAGUACCUGUGUCAGCAAAGGAAGUGGACACAGUAGUGGUGGUUAUGGGAGUGAUACAGAGAAAGAGGUGAGUGUAGAUUCAGCCCAGCUGCUCUUAAGCUUGGAUAGUUGUCCCUUUUGGUGACUUCUGACUCUCCUUCCACCUCCCUACUGUACACUGUGUUACAAAUAGAGAUUUAUGUUAUUCUAGUUAUAGCAUCAGAUAAGAGGAGGAAGAGACAGAGGUGCUUGAAGAAGACAUAAAAAUCCUUACAAAGAAUGUACUUUAAUCCUUUUGGGCCCAUUAUGGUACUACUCUCUCAGAUUCCUAUGAGCCUGCGUAAGCUCCCUGACUAGAUGGUCUGUCACUCUUGUCAUUACUUUGGACCCACCUCCUUAGAUGGCCUCAGCACCUUACUCAUUAUUCUCCAUCUAUUUCUUGCUAUCAGUUUAUAUAAUUUUAAUAUCCAUAGUGGUAAUCUAAUACCUUACCUCACAAUUCCUCAUUGUGAAUUCUGGUGUACUCUAUCUAUAAUCCAUGAAUGUAAUCUACCAACAAAUACAAACUAUUAAACUCAUUAUCACCAGGCACUAUGUUUCAUCUUUGAGGUUUUCAGUAUCCCAAGGAAUACUGUAUAAAGUAAUGAGACUGGUUUAAAGUAACAUGCCAGAACUUACGCAUCCAGUAUGGGUUAACCUUUAAAUUGGAUAGUUCUUGUUAUUCCAAAGUACUAUUCCAGUAGUGCUACUGAUUCUCAAAAUAUUUGGAAUACUCUUAGAAUCCCCAUAUAAUAAACCAUAAAAGAACACCCUCUAUUACUCUUAUUCACAUCUCAUUCUGACUAUUUGAUUAUUCACUAGACUUAGAAUUGAAUAAUUUUUGGCUUUCCAAAAUUAACCCUCAAAGUUGAAAUUGAUUCUAUUAAGCCUAUUCAGAAAAAAAACUAUUUGGAUUCUGAUGAAAACACAAUAGCACACUGAAAAGGGAUAACAAUUAUUAUUUUAUGAUUGAUGGAUUUAAAAAAAUCAAUCAUAAAACCUUCACUCAUAGAGGUCCAAUUUUGGAUCAUAAAUUGCUUCCCUAUAGCGUUCCUUUUCUACCUCCUUGUGGCCCACUUUGACUAACAACAUCAAGGUUAUCCUACAUCUAUUUCAUUGAGCUAUUGGUGAAUGAAGCCACCCAUCACUUGUCAUCUUGGUUUGCAACAGUCCUUUCCAUUAUCCUUUAUUUUCUUAUCCUCCCUCCUCUUCUUUUUUUUUUUUUUGACCUAUAGGUUACCGUUCCUAAUUCCCUUGUACUUGAAAUUUCAAGAAACCAGAAACAAGUAAAUCUGGUUGUGUCUAGGUCCUUGCUCUCUGCUUCAGUUGUGCCUUACCCUCUGUAAGAUACUGACUCUGCCUGGGGCCAGUACUACCUUGUAUGCAGAUAUUACAUAUGAGGGGUACAUUGUCAGAGGGAAAAUAUGCAGGUGUGUGCAUGUGUAUGUACACACACACUCCUCCCAUAUGCUUUAGAGAAACACUUGCCUUCUAUUCCACUGAAGUGCUCUUUUAGUAGAGCAACAUACUGAAAUGUCUGUAGAUAUACAGGCUAAUGUCUUUUUAUGCAUCAGUGUCCAGAAUAAUGUAUACCAGAUUACUUAAAUCUCAGAAUUACUAAACAUCUGGCAGAAAUUUCAGAGAAAAGAAAUGAAUAUGUAUAGAAAAAUUACUAUUAGACUGGAGUGAAUGUAAAAAAAGACUGUUUUCUUGAAAAAAUUAUCAAGGGUAAUUCAGCACAUGUAUAGAAAUAGCUAAGUGGUGUAAGACAAUAGAAAAGGCUGUAGAUUCUUUGAGGACAUAAGUAGAAGUCAUUCUUAGUCUACAGUUCUCACUCUUAGCAUUAGAAUAUUAUUGAUCAGUCUCUAUGACAUUAUUUUGAGCUGUUACUUGAAUGAUGUGCAUUAAAGCUCGUUUAUCCUGCAGAUCGUUUUUAUGCUUUUAAUCUGAAAUGGACUAUUCACCUUUCUUCUCCCAUCCUCAGCUUCUUGUUUUAGGACCUUGCAUGAUAAGAUGGUUCUUCCAUAACUCUUUGGCCAUCCAACAUAGUCAUAGGAGAGGUAUCUUAGGUUUCAAAGAUUUUCUUCAUGGAGCAAAGUGGCAGUAAUAGAGUGUGGUGGUUGAUUCCCAUGCAAGAGCAUUUAGCUUUACUCUUGGUUCUGAGUCUCCAGAUGAUAAUAGCUGACAUUUAUUGAUCACUUACUGUGUGCCAAACUCUAUGUUAAGCAUUUCUCAUGCUUCUGAUAGGUAUUAUUAGUAUAUCCUCCAUUUUAUAGAUGAAGAAACUAAGGCUUAGAGAGUUGAGUGAGUUGAUCAAUAUUACACAAGUAAGUGAUAGAAAAGAUUCAAACUUAUACAAUCUGAUUCUAGAGCCUGUACUCCUGACCACUGUGCUAUGCUGGCUAUAAUAAACAGCAUAACUCUGGCCAGCUGUUUAAAAAUAUGUAUCCCUGGUCAUGAGAGGUACUAGGAAAGAGAAUGUGCAAUACAGUGCAAAUCCAUUAUAAUUACUGGAAAAUUGGUUGAAAAUGCCAUUUGGGGUUAUAAUUAUAUCUUUGAAUGUUGAUGCUUUGUAGUGCUAGAAAGCUGAAUUAUGAGAAUAAAAUAUGUUUAAAAGAGUAACUGGGAGGAUAAAGCAGUAAUAACUUGAGGAUUCAAAUACAUUUCUCUCUAAACUGCCUAAGGGAAAAUAGAAUUGUGGAGAGAAAUGAAAUAUCCAUGUACCAGGCCAGGCAGGUGGGCAAUUAGGAUGACAAUAGUAAGUUCAUCUAUAGCAUAAAAUGUGAAAAACCUUCAAUCUCAUUGCCCUUUUCUGUUUCUCUUCUAUCAUUUCUGGUUUUUCAAACAUGUCAUCUAUUCAACCCCAUUUUCUUAUUAAUCUCUUCUUAAAACUUCUCCUUACUGGCUUUUAUACUCAGCAUUCCAAUAAAAUGUCCUUAGAAGCACCAGGGGAUAACUAUUAGGCCUUUUUUUAGUUCUUGUCUUUCUUGAUCUCAUUUAUAUUUCAUAUUAUUGAAUUCCCCCUGCACUUUAGGAAUUCUCUUCUCCUUUGGCUUCUGGGAUCUUUUUAGGUCAUUUUUCUCCAGUAUCCGUCUUUUCUUUAUUGGUCUUUUUUCCCCUCCGCUCCACUGAGAAUAAUUUUCAUGUCUUAUUUUUAUUCACUACUUUUUCUAUACUCUUACUUAUCCAUUUGGAUUGUUUAUACUUCUUUCUGUAUAUGAAUAACCUCAUAUUUCCUGCCCUGUGGGUCAUGUGGGACUUGUGGAAUUUUCCACAGGUACAUACACAACUUGAUAUUUGAAAACAGAACUCAUCACUGUAUCCUCCCAACCCCCAUUUUCUUUUUAAAUAGGCAUCACUGCUUAACUACUUUACCCUGAAGAGACUCAAUGCCCUUCAUAUUUUUAUCCCAGCCUUGGAAUUAUCUUUUCAUUGAUUUCUGCCCUCUAUUCUCCAUGUCCAGUUCUUAGUCAAUCUUCUUGAGGCUUGGUCUCCCAGUUUUACUAUCCCAUUAUAGCCUUUCAUGUAGAUCUGUAUCAUAUAAGGCCCAGGUUACAGUAAUUCUUUCUUUCCAAUUUUCUUGCUCUCAGGAUCUCCGUCUUGUAUAAAGCUUCUAAGGUGCUCCUCCUCAAACUCCAUUUUCAUGAUGUCUGAUUUUCACUCAGUGUAAUAUAACAGUAAAUAAUUCUUGUCAGAGCAAUGGUGUUCCAAGUUCUCCAUUACCUCGCCCUCCAUGCUUAAUCUGCCUCAGCCUUUAUGACUCUCUAGCAUAUUCACCAUGAUUCAUCACAUUCAAACUUUCUACAGCCUUCUACUGUUGUCUUAAAAGCCCUUGCCUCUGUGCCUUUCUCAUGCUAUUCUUUUUGCUUAGAUUUCUCUCUGGUCCCCGGUCAUGUUCAGCACUGCCUUCAAAGCCUAGCUUCCUUAUGUCUUCUGAAUGAGCUCUCCCUGACUGACUUCACCUCACCCUGAGACCUCCAUUAUUCUGUGCUGCCUCAGCACUUACCUUUUGGGUUUGUAUGUGGUCCACGCACUUACUAAUAUAUUGCUUUGUGAUUAUUUUCUAGCACUCUGUAUUGUAGUUUCACAUUUGUAUUUAUUUCCAAAUUUAAAUUGUAAGCUCCUUGAGGGCAGGAAUAAUAACUUUUACAUUUGUAUCUCUGCACCCUGAGUGCCUAGUAUAGUGCUGAGCACAUAGUGGGUGUUUAAUAAAUGCUUGUUGAAUUAUUGUG